Messenger RNA from Hibiscus syriacus, 1120 nucleotides. RefSeq names its product F-box/LRR-repeat protein At5g63520-like. NCBI's taxonomy places the organism in Eukaryota, Viridiplantae, Streptophyta, Magnoliopsida, Malvales, Malvaceae. Gene Ontology annotation, biological process: protein polyubiquitination; positive regulation of proteasomal ubiquitin-dependent protein catabolic process. The record is from RefSeq and is a predicted model, not a curated record. The transcript is spliced from 7 exons.
AUGUUUCCCUUUCCUCCUUCCUCAUUAGCCCAGCAGGUUAAGUGGACUGAUAAUACUGAUGAGGAAGUUCCUGUAAAUACCGGAAUCGAAUUGACUGUUGGAUUCAUUCCGGGACUUAAGGUCGACCUGAUCCCGCUUUUACCUCAGAGAAAGGUGAAAUUUUAUUCUGCUAUUGAAACAGCACCUCAAUGGUUAAUGAUUGAUAAGUUUGUGAUUGAUAUCAAGGAUUAUACAUCCUCUGCGUCUGGUUCCACAACACCGCCAGCAAUUAUAAUUAUAGGGGAUGGAAGUGUUGACCAGAAACCUAUCCUUGAGAAGUUAGAUUAUGCUAUGUCUAUGGAAACAAUCACUGUGGGUGAUGAAAGAGGUCAGUUUGUGUAUAUAAGUAGUAAUGCUUCAAGAAAUGUCAAACAAUCUCCAGAUGCUAUUGCUCCUGUAUUUGCAAGAGAUAGAAACAAAGCCCAUGGUAUUGGGAAUAUUGAAUUUCAUUUUACACUGUCAAAUGGUGUCUCAGCAAUCGGACCAAAGCUUAAGGCUGCGUCCGUUAGAGUGCAAGAUUCUUAUACUGUUACCUGGCUCACUGCCAGAAGAGAAGGACAGUAGGAGAUUCUUGAUGGUUAACAGAUGCUAGAAGAUAUCGAUAAUGAGAUGGAAAAUAACAUGGACUGUCUUGAUCUUUACAUUGGGGUUACAAGACGAUGGAACUGUUCUGUUGGCUCAGAUAAGCCUAGGUUGAUGACAACCUUGGCACUCUAUGGAGUUGAAGGAGGAGAUUCGAAAGAGUACCUUCAGGUCGAUGGUGUUGGUAUCAGAACUGAUGACUAUUGCUAAUUUUACCGUCCAAAUAUGAUGACUGCAUUAUCCUCAAGCAAUAAUGUCUCCUUGGCCCUUAGAAAUUUGAAGUUGGAAUGAGAUUUAAAAAGCAGUCUCAACAAAAGCAUGCUUUAUAAUGUCAUUGGUAAAAUGGAACCUUCCGGAGGUUUCAUCUUUGGUUGCAUCGGCCGUGGGGAAUCAUUUUUUGGUUAACAUAAUGUUGACAACUCUCCAUUCUUGGAGAUCUUUCAUAGGAUCCCCGUGGCCGAAAUAUUUUGUAGCGGUGAUAUUAGUUAUGGUUACAUAU